AUGUUAAUAUUAUGUUUAAUUUUGGUUGGAUAUGUAUUGAGCCAAAAAUGCAAUUAAAAUCUGGAUUAUUAAUCAUACAAAUUUUCAAUGAAUACAGUAGAUCCAAAAUCAGGAUAAUUAUGGAAUUAUGAUGAUAUAUAAUGUAAAAUUAAAUAUAAAUUUAGAGGUAAUAUCAAUAUGUCCAGCAACAACAUCAAAUAUGAAGGAAAUCUAGAGUUCAGUAAUGGAAUUAUUAAAUUUACAAAUAAUAUUGGAUAUUGCAGAAAAUUUAACAAUAACAAAGAAUAGUACAGCUGGUCCAACAUUAUAAUACAGGACUGAUGGAAUAAAGAUGAGAAGUUAAGGAUUAAAUAAUUAUGUUUCUUAUUAAUCAGAAUUCUUUUAAUUUAGUUUUGCUGAACAUAGUUUAGAUUUUUAAUCUUCAAUUCCAGAUGGAGAAUUGUAAAUAUUUAUGAUUUAGGAUCAAUUAUAUUCAUUAUGUGAGAUAGAGCCUAUUUAUUCAGUUAUUUCAUUUCCUAUAUAUAAAUUACCAGAAUAAUAGACAUUAAAAUUUAGUGCUGAUUUUAAUAUGAGUAGUGAUACAUUAAGUAAUUUCAAUUUUAAAUAAAAUAUAUUGGGGAAUAUUAAAUCAGAUACCACUUCUUAUAUCACAUAUAAAGCACCUAUCAAUAUUCCGUAUAAAUAUUAAUAAUUUUAGACCUUGUUUAACUGCUAAUUGGUAUAUAUCUUCAAUUCCAUUAUUCUUUAAACAAGAUUAAUUAUCUUAAUUAUUAUCAUAAAAUCCCUAUAAUAAUAUGAAAAGAGUUGAAAUAGAUAAUAGUGUUAUUCAUUAUAAUAAAGGAGUAAUUAAACAAUAUAUAUUAAUAGAAAAUAUUAUUUUAUGGAGAUUCUGAAUUUACUGAUUAUGAUGAUACUGUAGAAUGGGCUGCAACUUGGGUAGCAUCAAUAAUUCCAUGUUUAUUUUUUGCUAUAAUUGUUUGUAUCUAUGGUUAAUAUGAAAUAUCUAAUAUUGGAAGAUAUAAAAGACCUUAAGUUAAGCAUGUUGAAGGUGAGAUUGAAGUACUCAAUUAACAUGAUGAUUAAUUAGAUAAAUAAUUGUAAUGA
Paramecium sonneborni is the source of this 1104-nucleotide messenger RNA. NCBI's taxonomy places the organism in Eukaryota, Ciliophora, Oligohymenophorea, Peniculida, Parameciidae. The record is from the annotation of a GenBank genome assembly.